UUUUGUUUCUAUCUGUGCACUAUAAGUCUAUAAGUCUAUAAUUUAUUGUUUAAAGUUGAUAAAUAUAGAUAUUUUCUUUUUAACAAAUUAAAAAUUUUAAAAUAUUAUGUCUACACUUCGAAUUGGAUUAAUUAGCACAACAAUAAAUAGAGCAAUUGCAUUAUGUGAUACUAGUAUUUACGGUAGUGUACACAAACAAUUUGAAUUUGUAAAACAAACAAUUCUUGCUGAUAAUUCUCUUACAAAUGAUGAAAAAACCGAAGCAAUAAGAUUAUUUAAUAAAGAUUGUGAUCGAGAAAAAAUUCUUCGUAAUGAAGGGACAAGAAGAAUUUGUGAAACUUGUAACCAAAAAUGUUUGGCUACAUUAUAUUGUGAAUAUUGUGUCCGAAAUUAUUUAAAAACAAAAUUUUCAAGUUGGAAAUCUGGAAAUAAUGAUAUUGAUAAUUUAAUACAAAAAUGUCAAUCAGAAACACUCAUGCCAAAUAGUGUAAUUGAAUGGAUUCCAUAUAAUAAUUUACAAAAUAUUGAAUAUCUAGCCAAAGGUGGAUUUGCUAAAAUUUAUACAGCAACUUGGAUUGAUGGAAAAUAUAAAGAAUGGGAUUCUGAGAAUCAACAAUUACAAAGAUUUGAAAAUUUUGAUGUAAUACUAAAAGAAUUAGAAAAUAUUGAAAAUGCAAGUCAAAAUUGGUUUGAAGAGGCUAAAUCACAUUUAACUAUAAGUAAUA
Rhizophagus irregularis DAOM 181602=DAOM 197198 is the source of this 725-nucleotide messenger RNA. The record is from RefSeq and is a predicted model, not a curated record. NCBI's taxonomy places the organism in Eukaryota, Fungi, Glomeromycota, Glomeromycetes, Glomerales, Glomeraceae.